GCGAGGAGCCGGGCAGCCCGCGGACAAUAGGCGCACGCCGGGCCGCGGGAAUCGCCAGCGCGGUCCGGGGUUGUUCCGCACCCGACAACAAAGAGCGGAGCCGGGCCGGGGAGCGGGAGGGGCAGCGCCGGCCCCUCCGCGCCUUGCCCGGCCAAUGGGCGCGCUCUGCGAUGGCGGCGGCGCGGGGCUGUCAGCGAUCGCCGCUUACGCUGCGGCGCCCGACGCGCCCCCCCCGUCCCUCCCUCUCUCCCUCUGCCCGCCUCUCCAGAGCCGUCUGGCUGCAGCAGUGCCUCAGACAGAGGAGGGGAGAGGAGGGAAAAAAAAACGCUGAGUGAGUGGAGUGGAGCCUGGGAGGGGCUCCUUAAAGAAACGCUGCCGUCGCUUGGCAUUGUGGCCGGCGAGGAACUCGAGGGGGGGAAGCCAUCGGAGCUCCUCUCGCUAUCCUCUUCCCACCCCCCCACCCCACCCCCAGCCGACAAAAAAAAAAAAAAAAAAGGAAAAAGAAAAAAAAAACCUCGUGGGGGGGGGAGUAGCGGGGGGGGGGGGGUCCUGAGAACAUCUUAUAAACCGGAUUGCACUGAGAGGAGGAAAAAAAAAAGCAAAAAAGAUACAAAAUAUACAAGCAAAAGGCAACAAAUCCCCGGUCUCCAGCAGUCGCCCACCCUCCCUUUUCUUCUCUCCUGCUGGCCAUCUGCCUUGGGUUUUCCUUUGUGUCUGAUCUUUUACUACUGAGCCGAGUGCAGGAGGAGGGUGCAACACACACAGGGACUAUGCCCAGCUCGCUUUUUGCAGACAUGGAGAGGAACGGGAGCGGCGGCGGAGGCGGCGGCGGCGGUGGUGGUGGUGGAGGGGGAGAGACCCUGGAUGACCAAAGAGCCCUUCAGAUCGCCCUGGAUCAGCUCUCCCUGCUGGGGCUGGACAACGACGAGACGGGCUCCAUUUACGACAGCGAGCCUCGGAAAAAGAGCGUGAACAUGACUGAAUGCGUCCCGGUGCCCAGCUCGGAGCAUGUCGCUGAGAUAGUGGGGAGACAAGGUUGCAAAAUCAAAGCUCUGCGGGCAAAGACCAACACCUACAUCAAGACCCCAGUUCGUGGGGAGGAGCCGCUCUUUGUUGUGACGGGCAGAAAGGAAGAUGUGGCCAUGGCCCGCAGGGAGAUCAUCUCAGCGGCUGAGCACUUCUCCAUGAUCCGAGCCUCGCGGAACAAGAACACGGCCCUGAAUGGCACUGUUCCUGGCCCCCCGAACCUGCCCGGCCAAACCACCAUCCAGGUGCGGGUGCCUUAUCGUGUGGUGGGCUUGGUCGUGGGGCCCAAGGGGGCCACCAUCAAGCGCAUCCAGCAACAGACGCACACCUAUAUCGUGACCCCGAGCCGGGACAAGGAGCCAGUCUUUGAGGUGACGGGCAUGCCUGAGAACGUGGACCGGGCCCGGGAGGAGAUCGAGGCGCACAUCGCCAUGCGCACUGGCGGCAUCAUCGAGCUGACGGAUGAGAACGACUUCCACGCCAACGGCACGGAUGUAGGCUUCGAGCUGAACGGCACGGGCAGCCUCUGGAGCAAGCCCACGCCGCCCAGCAUCACGCCCACCCCGGGCCGCAAGCCCUUCUGCAACUACCGCAACGACAGCUCCAGCUCGCUGGGCAGCGCCUCCACCGACUCCUACUUCGGGGGCGGCACGGGGGGGGGCGGCGGUGCCCGCCUGGCCGAUUACAGCCCCCCGAGCCCAGCGCUGAGCUUCACCCACAACGGCAACAACAACAACAACAGCGCCAACGGCUACGUGUACGGAGGGGGCGGCGGCGACGUCCUCUCCUCCCCGGACUGCUGCUCCGAUCUGCCCUUCGACUCGCCGCCCGGCUUCGACCUGGCGCCCGCCCCGCCGCCGGGGGCCGCCCUCAUCUGGCCGCAGUUCGAGCGCGGCCCCGCCGCGCCCCCCUCGCCCGCGGCCUCGCCCGCCGCCGCCUUCCCGGGCGCCGCGCCCGCCAAUGCCAACCUGGCGCUGCUGGUGAGCGGCCCCCGGCGGGGCGGCGGCGCUCCGCCCCCGGCGCGGCUCUCCCCGCCCCUGCACGGCAGCGCGGCGGGGCCCGAGCACCCGCUGGCGCGGCGGGUGCGCAGCGACCCGGGCGGGCGGCUGCUGGCCGCCUCCUACCCGCUGUACGCCAACGGGCUGGGCUCCCACCUGCCGGGGCUGCCCUCCGACUCCUCGGCCUCCUCCUCCUCGUCCUCCAGCUCUUCUUCCAGCUCCUCCUGCUCCUCGUCCGGCGUGCGGCGGAAGGGCAGCCGCGACUGCUCGGUCUGCUUCGAGAGCGAGGUGAUCGCGGCGCUGGUGCCCUGCGGCCACAACCUCUUCUGCAUGGAGUGCGCCAACCGCAUCUGCGAGAAGACGGAGCCGCAGUGCCCGGUCUGCCACAGCGCCGUCACCCAGGCCAUCCGCAUCUUCUCCUGAGAGCCGCCGCCGCGGGGGCGGCCCGGGGGGAGCGGCCGGGGCAGGGCCGGGCCGGGGCCGGGGCCCGCCGGGGGUGCGGGCUGCGGGAGGGCUGGGGGGUGGUGGUGAGAGCGGGUGCAUGCUAUACAUAGUAACGGGCGACUCCAUUCUAGUGCUAGGCUAGUUUUUACACUGUACUUUCAUACGAAGCUUCCAAAACUCCCCCCUUUUUUAAAAAAAAAAACAAACAAACAAAAAAAGAAAGUAGAAGAUGCUUCUGAUGAUGACAAUGGUGUGUGGACUGUUAGUAGAACGUGCUGGUAGUUCCUAGGAUGCUUAAUAUGAAAUAAUUAAAUCUAUGGGUGGAUACUUUUCUGAAUGUUCUUGAAAGGGCAAGAAGUUCCUGUGAAAAACCACGAUACUGCAGCUUUAUCAAAGUUUAAAAAAAAGAAAAAAAACCUGUAACAUAUCUCUUAUAUAUAUUAAAAACGUUUAAAGGUUUUAAAGAUAAAUUGCAUUAAUACAGAUUGAAGUAUUUUAUUCUUUUUUGACUUGAAAAAUUAUAUUUCAUAUUGCAAAGAUGUUUACAAGUAUUUUAAUUUAAGUUCAGUGAACUUUUUGUAGCUGGGUUAAAUCUUUUUUAUUUUAGUAUGGCCUUAUGGCAAAGAACACUGUAUUAUUUUAAUAUCACACAGUUGUGAACGGAAUUACAAACCAUAAAAUGUGUAAUGCUUUGAACAGUAUUCUGUUGGGAUGGAGAUUUUAUAGGUUCAGAAAAAAAUCUUUUAAAUCUGCUUCACCCAGCAUAUUUUCUAUUCAGUGAUAUAAAGCAUAUUUUAUUCUAUAUUAUUACAAAAAUGGAAAUGUAUAAACAUAUGUCAAAAGGAACUGUUGAAGCUUUCUAACAUUUGUAUAAAUAGAAUUCAGUGGAAAUUACAAAAUUCUGUUGCACCACUAUAGUUUUAGUAUUUCUAUUUUAAUACAUUUGUUUACCACUUGUUUAUGUAUAUGUAGGUGACGUUACUUGAGCUUAAAUGUACUUUACUGAGCAAAGUUUAAAAACAAAGUAUAUUUUAUUUUAUGAUAAAGGGCCUUUAACCUCAUGGUCAAAUACUAAUAUUAUAUUUGCUGAGACAAGAUUUGAAAUUGUAUCAAGAGUUUUAUUUUUCUGACAUUUAAAGUUCUACAUAAUAAAAGUAAAACUUAAGUAAUGGUGCUACUUCAUGUUUUUUUAAGUAUUUCUAUAUAAAUAAAAUAAAAUAUUACAGAAAAAAAGAAGGUGCUCUGUGUGGUGAUUUGAUUUGAUGUGCUGAGAGUGUCUUUUGGAAUUUUGUUGCUCUCUUGUAGCACUGAAACAUGUUGGGAGUUUAAACUGUGUAAUGUUAAUAUUGCUGGAAUUCUUUAGCUUGUGAAGGCUUCCAGAAUAAUCCUGCCAGUGAUCAUACCGUAUAAUAUGUUUUUAAAGAAAAAAAAAAGAUGCGUUUUUUUAAAAUAUGUGGCACGUUGCUGGGAUUAUUGCACGUCUAAAAAUACUUGUUUUUUCAGAAUUUUUAGUCAUGGACAAUACUCUGUUUCGUAGGAAUUGUCACUUUUAGCAAAUGGAGCGUAUGUGAUGGCGGGGAGGCUCCUUUGUUGGGACGCGCUGCAGGCUGAGCCUGCGGGUCCCGGCUCUGCCCUGCCCAGGGACCUCAGAGCCGCGGCCCAAACUCCCGUGUUUUCUGCAGCGGAACAAGGGCCUCAGUAUCCUUCCCCAGCUCCCGAAAGUGCUUCUUGGUAUUUGGCAGUUGUGGUUCUGGUAAUUGGUGUUGACAAGCUUAUUUGAAUAAAAAAUUUAUUGCCGUGUAAAGUUUGUUUGCUUUUGAUGCUGCCCGCAGUGGUGUUGGGGCGAAGGAAGCGCAGGCGUUUUCUGACUAACGAGCCUACGAACCCACCAGGCAAACCCUGCAAUAUUUUUGUUGCUGAUUGUAGCCAACGUGUUUGAAUGAACUUGCUGGAUAAAGCGUGUUAGAGCAGCUUUCAGAGGGUAGCUGCGGAUCGCUGGAAGUGUUUGGGUUUGAGGGUGCCGGAGCACUUUGCAGCGGGGUAGUGAAAACAACAAAACAAACCCAAACUGUGUAGCGUAUUUCAUACGUUUGACUUUAUGCUUAGCAGCGUGUGCCAGAGCCGCUCUGCUCGGAUCUCCUUUAUGGACUCCGGAGCUGCUGGGUGGGUGGGAAGGGGAGGAGGGAGGAUGCGGCAGGGGAUGAUGGGAUCUCUUUGUUUGAUUUGAUUUUUGCUUCUUUCAUUGAACUGUGAUUGUGGUAUCAUCUGAUUUAUGGAGUUUAAAUCCCUCACUGAGUGUUGCAUUUGUGUCAGGAAGCUUGUCGUUUUGAGUGGUGGAAAAAUAAACCAACCCAGUGCUGUGGAAAAGAAUCUUACACAGUAAUAGAGAAGAUGGGUUUAAAUACAGAAGUGCAGUGGUGUGGAAGGCUGUGAGCAGCCGUGGUGCCUCCAACCAGCAGCGCUUGUGCAGCAGCUCCACAAACACCCCGACCUGGGCGGUCAGCGGGGCAUUGCUCAGCUCGGCCGGCGAGUCCCUUCUUCAACGUAACCUCCUCAUUGUCCGUGUUCGGCUUGCAGGACUUCACUUGCUAUUUUCUUCACCAAACGGUGGCUGAAACAAAGGCAAUCCCCUCUUCGUCUGCGGCCCCGGGUGCCUUUUUGGCCUCUGUAUGCUGUUUCACCCCUCCGUGCACCCUCCAUGUGUGUGUUGUUUUGGAGGUGAGAAGAUGGGCUGCAGUGCCUUGAGAUACUGAUGGUGUUCGUUCCUCUUUAGGAAUUAUUUCAGCCACAGAGGGACUGGUCUGAAUUCCUUUUGCUUUGGCAUCUGAUGGUCCAGCAAGCCCCUUUUGUCCUGUCUUCCAAAUGUGCAUGCGUGUUGGUGGUGGCAGAGCCAGCCCUUUGCCACACGCCGGCGAGGUCAGCAGCGGCCACCUGAGGCACCUCCCUUGCCUGGUCCCUCCAGCCAUCAUUGUGUCCCCCAGCACUGGGGGGUAUUCCGGAGGUGUCCUGGCAUAUGCGGUGUCUGUUGCGUUACAUCUCCUUGCUUGCUGGGUUGCGGUGAUGUGCCCAAACCCAAACCUGCUUUUGCUGGUGGGGUGUAAGGUCCCUUGUCUUUGGCUGGUGGAGAUGGGGGCACGUGAGCAGAGACAGCGUGGGGAGGAACGUGCGGGCUGCACAUGUGCACUGCCCCCCGGAUUUAUGCCGUAGGUCAGUCCCUUGGACUGCAGAGGCCAUAAAUCAGCACCAAAUUUGUCCCAGGGUCGGGGGCCAUAUGGUGUGCGGGAGUAGGAGAGGGAUACCCGCGCAAAAGAAGAAUAAAGGCCCGUGUUUGGUGCAGGAAUAUUUCAAAGCCUGAGAAAGGGGCAAAGUUCAGUUUCUAAUUGAGUGCUUUGAAAUAUAUAGAUGUAAAUGGUCAAUGUUUAUCUUCCGGAACAAAGAUCACUUUGUUUUUCAAGUGUUUAUGUGUCGGUGACGAGAACUGUACGUGGGGGUCUUUGCCACGGGAGGCUCCUCUGCAAUGUCUGUAGCUGCUUGGGGGUGCAGGUGCCCCCGGCUCUGUCCCCGUCCCAACACAUUGCUUGGAGGGAUCAGCGAGGACCUGCACCUUUGGGGCGUUUUCCUGUCUUUGCUAAUGUAUGUGUAUGGUUCCCAGUAAGUAUACACAUAAUUAUCUCAAAAAAGGGUACAUUUACAUUUGUAAGAAUUAUUAUAUACAGAGUCCUGAGCUUAAUUAUUCCUCUGUCCAUAUCUUGUACUCCACAGCAUUUGCAUAACAAUUAGACAUCAAAGCCUGAGCUCUUUACUGGGAAAAAGGUCUUUCCACUAUAUUAUUGUGUUGCCAAAUAAAUUAUAAUGAUCAAUUUAAUCUAAAUUUACUCUCUAGAUUUUUUUUCCCUGCAAAUUGAUUGAAACAAGCCUUAAAAGCAAACUUUAAAUUUAGUGGUAAAAAUGGAGUACAGUAACGUAUUUAAAUUAGAUGGCUUUUUGUUUGAUGUUUCUCACUCCUCUCUGCUGACCCCCUCACCCCUCUUUUUUUCUCCAUUCUCCUUGUCUUGUCAUUUUGGAAGUUUAAAUUAUGCUUGGCUGUCACUGAAGUGAAUGGGAAUUCUGCCUCUGGAAGAGCGUGCUGGAUUUCCAUCUGUGAAUGAUCUAAUGACACCUACUUACAGGCAGUAAAGUGAAGAUUAAUUAAUUGACAUUCUUGAAGUAUCCUGAGGUGGAAGUCCUGAUCCUGGAUCAUCCACAAGCAGAGAGGAAGGAAAAAGGAGGCUUUGCUCAGCCUGCAGAAGCCUGGAAACACUUUGAUGGGACUCACCAGAGCCUGAUGUCUCUCUGCCACUGCAGGAUCUUGAGGAGCUGAAUAGCUACACGGCAUUGUAUUAAGAGACGUACCAAUCACUCUGGGAUUACUUUCCUGAUGUCAACAACACGUACUGCAUACCAACAUCUGUGCUGUACCAGAGAUGCUCUUCUAUGUGUCUGGAAAACUGCGUGACAAUUUGAGAUGAGUAUAUCUUACAUGCUGGGUUAUUGAAAAGUUGAGUAACUUGACUAUUUUCAAUGCUGUUUACCAGUGACUCUAUAUGUUGACUUUUCUAGACCUACUGUUGUGUUGGAUUACCAUUACUAUCAGCUGGUAAUUGCAAAACUCUAAUUUAUUUUUGUGCGUGUGUGUGUUUUCACAGGUAACACUUAUUUAACAGUGAGUCAUGUAGAAAGCUCCUGUAUUUUUUUUAAUCCAACCUCUCUCCUACCUUUCACCUCCCAGGUCGUGGCAGUUUACAGACAAGCUGCCCGAGAUGAAUUGUACAGAGUGUCAGCGAGGAUUUGCUCUGAUGCAUCGAAAGCAGUCAGAAUUUCUAAAGUCCUGGUGAAUCUCAAGCUACCUGAGUCAACAUGCGCUUUCUUUCUGACCUCAGUGGAUCCUGCAAUGGACGGCAACUAGGUGUUUCUUUGCCUGUGUGAUCACACACAUAAGGCUUUACGGAGCAGGGCCUGGUCCAUGGUACUUGUCUGACUGCAGCUGGCCUCUCACUUCAAGACUGGAACCAGUACCAGGCAUAGUUGAGAUGGUGAAGAUGGCCAAGGGAGUCUCCAGUUGCUGUUUGCUGAAAGCAGCAUCGUUACCAGCCUGCGUGGUUCCUGUUCUGCAUCCCAGCAACUGGCUGGGAAAAGCUGGGAGAGUCUUGAUUUUGUGGAUUUGUAGCAUCAAUUAGAAAAGCUGUCUCAUAAUUUCAAUUUCUGCUGGGAUUGAAGGGGUUUCUUAAAAUCAAGAAGACUCUAGUAGUUUGGGCUAGAGGGGCUUUUUCUCUCUCUGUGAGCAAGUAACAAUUUUGCUGCCAACCAGCAAGUUUUUCUGCUAAUGUAGCUACAGCAAUUGCUGUAAACAGGUGUCCGAGGCUGGCUCGUGUCUUACCAUCAUUUAAUUUUACCUUAACACAGAUUGUUUUUUCAGUUCUGACUAGCGGAAGCUGUUAAAGAAAUCAGAUUAAUGACGUGUUUCUCAUGGUAUCAGUUUAACUUAGUAUGAUAUGAUUUCUCCCUUUAACAAAAUGGAUUGCUGAAAGAUGUAUGAGAACAGCUGAACAUUUUCUGCCUGAACAGCUAUACUGGGAACUAUACAUUUUGCAUAGGUCUGCUGUGUCUGCAGCUCGGAGAGCUGAAAAGGAGCAUGGUAGGCACUAUAGUAACUUAGUAGUGUAAGGGAAUGUGCUCUUUGAGCAGAGCAUUUCCUUGGCUGGAUGUGAACAAAACUUUUGCUCUGGACACCCACAGGGAGUGGAGAAAAAGGACUUUUACCUGUUGUCACUAUGAGCUGGCACUUGCCCUCUCCCCUGGCUCUUCAGGGUGCCUGGGUACCAAUUUCUGAUCCUUUGAAUUGUACUAAAACUGAUGCCCAGAGCCAAGGGAAUGGAUACCCCGUGUGGGAACACUGAGCCCGGUGUGUUAUUCUUCUUUCUCUCAAAAAUUGAAAGUCUUUAGAAGUAAAGAUGAUGGAUAAAUGGUGUUUAAUCCAGAAUUAUCCUUAAGUGGGUUCAACUGGGAAGUAGCAAAGGGGUAGAGAGGCUAAUUUCCUUACAAUAAAUGGCUCCACUUAAAUUUGGUUGUCACAAAAGGGUAAUACAUGUUUUGUGGAAUAAGAAAACAUCACUUCUAAAAAAAUAGAGCAUUAAUUUUCAUUGGUUUUCCCCAAUUUUAAUAUUUGUGUCAGGAGAGUUAGGUCUCCUUUCUGCCAAAAAACCAAUUUAGAACAAAUAGAGAAGCUAGAGAUAUUGGUUCAGGAUUUUAAUCCCCGUCCAAGUGUGGCCCUGAUGCCACGUUUCUCUGUGGUUUCUGCCUUCGGUGCUCUGUCAGUCGGGAUCCGAAGGGGAGUGUGAGCUGCUGUGAUCACCUUCAGCUGCACGAGGGGCUGGCGGGGUCCCCAGGAAAGCUGCUGGUCUCAAAUUGCUCCUAAGGCGCUUUCCACGCUGCUUGUGCUUCGUUUCUGACAGGAGUAACUCUGAGCAGGUGGUUUCAUGACCUUCCGUUGCUGCAUCUUUGGUCAAACUGUUCCAUAUGCGGUUUUGUUAAAAGAUGUUUAACACAAGGUUUGGAUUAUUUUUCUCCCCCAAGAAAAAAGCAGUGACUGCAAAAUAAAUUUCUCCUUACAGUUCCUCCUCGGAA
Molecule: messenger RNA, 9131 nt
Organism: Columba livia (rock pigeon)
Lineage: Eukaryota; Metazoa; Chordata; Aves; Columbiformes; Columbidae
Gene: MEX3B
Product: mex-3 RNA binding family member B
Exons: 7
Coding region: 771-2447 (558 amino acids)
Molecular function (GO): RNA binding
Source: RefSeq, a predicted model, not a curated record